Brienomyrus brachyistius is the source of this 6034-nucleotide messenger RNA. Its product is annotated as trichohyalin. The coding region runs from base 4442 to 5263 and encodes 273 amino acids. Lineage: Eukaryota; Metazoa; Chordata; Actinopteri; Osteoglossiformes; Mormyridae. The transcript has 4 exons. The record is from RefSeq and is a predicted model, not a curated record.
GCGUUUGACGGCAUGACUUAUGUCAGCAGAGCUGAAGGUGAAUGCAGUGCUGUCUGUAGCCUUCCUACAUCUGCAUCUUUCAGAAUUUUCCAGAAACUGGUGAUGGAUACAUACGGCGAUUUCAGCGCAGAAGCAGUCAAUCUGGAAUUAGUUUCGAAACAAAUUGAAGUCUGAUUUCUGAAUUUCUGUAUCACUGGGAAAGAAACCUUUGACCUGACCACCCAGUGUCUUGGGUUGUACUUACACAUUCCUCAUCUUAUUUACUUUGGAAAAAGAUAAGCUAUACAGAGAUAUGUGCUGUAUCCAGUGACCACUGUCCCUUUCAUGUUGCAUGCAGGAUUGACACUCUUUAGCUUCACUUUUAAAUAGAAAUGGGUUCCACUUUUUAAAGACAGAGAAACAGACAUAAAUAGUAAAUACUUCACACUCGCAAAUGGAAACUAAAAAAAACAUUCAGAAGUGUUUCCUUUCGAUCCUCCUGGUGCAAUCAGGCCCUGCUCUUUCCAUUUAACCAGGAUUUGCAUAUUGAUUUGCGAUUACAUGAAACUCCAGGCUGCAAUUUUGAUGGUCAGCGGAUUACCCAGCAAAGCAUUUGGAGGGGAAUGAAACUGAUGCAAUAGAAUAUGGAUGGUAGUGGUAGGUAAUGAACCUAAUGGAUGUGAACACUGGUUGUGCAAGAGGGCACAAGGGUUCAUAGAAGGAACUGCAAUCUAACUGGAAUUUCUCUUCAAACUGUUAGUGCAUUCCAAUACGGAGACAGCCGCUCACAGAAUGAGAUCUGAAAGGUGAUAAGCUGCUGUCUGGAGAAAAGAAGGGAGCCCACACUGAUGCACUUAUUAUGCAGAAGAGGCGUCUGAAAGGCUUGCUAUUCAAAUUAAAGUGUCACUGGAAACAAAAAACCAUGACAGAUUUCUGCAUGAAGCCAAGCACUGCACUCUUCAACACUCCACAAACGAUGGCAGGGCGACCACACCCUGAUGACUAUGUGAAAGGACUUCUGAAGACAGAUGCUGCUCUGGUGACCUGGUCCAGCGUGGGCUUGUAAAGGAAAUUGUUUCUCCACUUGGUUUCCAACUUGGUUUCCUGUGAUCUCUCUGCGACUGGAGCGUCUUCACUUUUUCGCAUAGCGGUUUAAGAGAUCAGUGCUGUUUGGUUCAUUCAUAGUUUGUGUUGCCAAAGAUGCCUUAAUAUUUGAUGCUGAUAUAAUUCCUGAAAAAGCAGCUAGAUGUUCUAUGGGGAUUUAUUGGGACAGAUGGUUAUGUUUGUAGUAUUUCUUGCAAUCUAAUCACGUAAUGAGUCCUCCGCCAAUUCCUGGCUCUUAAAUAACUAUGGAUUUAUUCAUACGUUGUCCCUUUUGUCUAUUUUGUUCGAUGACUUAAUACAAAAACUGUGAUCUCGUUUUGGGACUUCUGUUCACGUUCAAGGAUUAUUAUUAAAGUCUUGACAGAAUCUAAUUUACAUAAAGUUAAUAUUUUGUGCCAGACUACUGUGUCAAGUUGGAAAAUAAGCAGGUGCAGAAAAAGCCUUUUGUUUUGUUGCUGAGGAGCACAACUAUGGAUCAAUUACCAGCAAUAACUCGAGGAAAAGCCUUGCUGGCUCCCCCUUGUGGGGUCACAGGCGUAAAAAUAAACUUUUGUUCUUGGCAUGUGCAAAGGAAAGAAGCAGCCCUCUCGACGUUCCUCUUUGGGGCACACCGGAGGGGUGGGUUUGCCCUUGAUGAUGCCAGCGAGCAGGCCGCCGAUUCCAUCCCCUGUCCUCCCACCAUGCUCAUACACUUUGUUGCAAACAAUCAGUUUAUGGGAUGUGCAAGAGAAGAAAAACAUCCUGUUUGCAAAACAGUAAUGAAUGCCUUCCAUGACAAACUGCAGACGCCGACCUGUAAGUGCUGUUUAAAGCUUUUCAAUUUGGUCUUGCACAAUGCACAUGUAAACGUGGCGAGCGCUAGCUGUCUAGCUGCUGGAGAUGAUUUUCUUUGUUGCUGAUUCUCAUCCCUUCUUUGUACAUUUGCCCGCACAUGGCAAGCACAACCCGGUGGAAUGACAGGCGGCCAGCGGGGCUGUGUCUGGGUGCCAUGCCGCUGGCUGCCUGUCGUACCUCCACGUUGCACACCUCAGUGAACCAGCUCAUUAGGUGAUUGGGUCUCUACUGCAAACGAGUAGAACCCUGCUCUUCGAAUGUGGACCUCCAGUCCAAAUCCAGGCCUUGUUUUCAGUUCUCCCAUGUAGUUAGCGUAAUAAUUACUGAUUCACACCUGGCUCACAGGUAAAGGAAGGAAAUCUGCAGUGCGUGGAACUUUGAACAGGCCUGGAUUGAAAGAAUGGGGAGGACACCUUGUUUUCAGAGCUGAAGAAAGAGCCCUGUGUGUUUGCAGCCUAAAUUUAGUGUUAACAGCCUGAAUAAAUUAUUUAAUUAUUUUUUAGGCUAACUUUUCUAUAUAAUGUGGGCUUAUGAUCAGUUUCAAUGUGGGAUAGAGAUCAGAUUUUAAAUUCAAAUUAAAUUUUUUUCUUAAAGUCGGUCCAUUUUCUUAAUGCCGGUCCAUUUUCACAUCUCAGCACCAACUAAUUGAGACAAUUGACCCUAUUUAUAGUCAAAAAGUUGCAUAUUCACUGUUUAUAGCCAAAUUAGGCCCAUGACACGACAACAGAAGACCAGGGUCCGGCUUUGCAUGAAAGAGGAGUGAAACUACCCAAUGCAAAGCUUCCCAAUGAUUUCCCAUAUAAGUGGGUCACGUUUCCAGUCCCUCUCUCUUAUUGUCCGUCUUCCUAUACACCUUCCUGCACUAGUUCAUAAGCUGAACAAGAAAAAAAAACAUUUACCGUGGAUUGCCACUAAUUGUUUGUGUGAAAAUGACACUGCUCAAUAGUAAAAAAAAAAAAACAGCCUGCACAGUGUGUUUACAUAUUUAUUCUGGGACAACAAAAGCAGACCAGUCUUACAGAAAACCUUCCAGCUGUUCCACAGCAAACACACAGUCAUCUGCAAAUUACAGAUCGCAUCACACGUCAGUAAAGGUUUUUUCUUAUUACAGUGAUAUAAAUCUCUUUGCUUAACAGGAGGAAUAUCACUUAUUAUUUACUAGUACCUUUGUCUCGUCUCCAGUAUUAUCUACACCAUAUGCAAUAUGUUCAUUUCUAUGCAAUUCAUUUUACUGUUUAUCAUGAUCAUCAUCUUGCAGCAAUACUACAACUCACAACCGCUGCCUUUCGUAAGUGCAAUAAUUUAUCUUAUGUGCAACUAGUGUAAUAAGAAUGUAUUUCUUUAUUGCUAUAUGCUAUUUACUUUUUUCUUAAAUCUUUCUUUUAGCUUGUAUAGUUUUUAUUGAAUCUUCUACAGGAUCCAAAUUCAUCUUAUUGUACUAGUACAGUGACAACAAAGAUACCUUGGAUCUUUUAUUUUGUACAUUGUACCUUUUGCAGAGAAGCAGUGGCAGGCCUAUAUGUGAGAUGGUGUAGAGUACGGGGUGAAGAGGACUGCUAUGAACGUAUGAUGCAUCUGCUUGGGGAGUCAAUAACUCUGAAAGUGGGUGGUAAAUUAGGACACAAAACAGGGUGAUAUUAAAAGCCUCCAUAGUGUCUCUCCGUCUGCUGCCAAGUAGUGGGUGGAUUGUUUUUCUAGUUUUUCAAUAAUUAGCACUUUAAUCAUGUUUGGUUGUGGUAGCAGUAUAAUGUAGGUCAAUAAACACAGGAGCUGAUUAGUCUGUGACUCCAGAUCACUCUGGCGAAUUGAAAUGUCCCGAUUGGAAAAAUAUCCAGUGGCCCAAAAUCCCAGUUUUGUUCUUUAACCCAGCUUGUAUCGCAUCAGGCGGUCUGCCAAGUGAUUGAUCUGUUUAGCUUAAUAAAUCUUGGAGAAAAAUGCUUUUGUUGUAAAAGUCUCCUCUGGAUUUGUGAUGGAUAGUGGGAAAAUCACAGCCGGGCAAAGGCCUAAGAUAGAUUAUCAGUGAUCAAAGAGAAAUUAACUGUUGGAUUCUCAGAAACUCCAGUGCCAUUUUCCCUGCAUAUUAUAUUUUGUUUUAAGUACUGUGCAUGUGUGUUGAGAGCCAUACGUGUGCUUAUCAAACAGAAAUCUUUACAAGUGACCAGAUACCUAAAAUACCCUAAUAUAAUAUGCAAAUAUUUGUUUGGUAUUCAGUACCAAGGACUGAAUAUUCAGAUCCUACUCAAAUCUUAACAUAUUGUUAACGUAUUUAUGUAUUCUCUUCAAAUGCACAAAUCUUCAGCAAGUACAUACCUACUACGAAAAUAUAGCAUCUAUUUUAACAAAUAUGGACGUAUGCUGCCCUCUUGUGGGAUCUCUGUGAAACGACGAUGCAUUGUAGCCCCAGUUUUACCAGAUUUCCUGAGAAGUUGAGUUACACGUCAGAAUGUAACCUGUACUGGUGAGCGGACGUGUACUGUGACCUCACCAGUUCCUGCGUAUCAGCUGACCCCGGAUACAAGGAGACAUGGAACGUGUAGCCGAUAUGCCUAACAACGGCGGGUUCUCCAUGGCUGGCAUUUCCCCCACUCCACGUAAGAGGCAGGUGCGGUUCUCUGCCCGCCACGACAUCCUUCUGCUGCGUGAAGUCAUCGCUCAGAACCCUUUCUCCUCCAAAGAGCCCGGUAGGAUUUGGGCCAAAGUGGGCGAAAUAAUCACUGCCGCCCUGCAGGACGAGAGCUUUGAGGUGGAUGCCAGGCGCUGCCGUGAGAGGACCGCCCUCCUGCUGGAUUACUAUAAGAAGCAGGACUUCAGCAGCUUGCGCAGGUUUGGGACAGAAAGACUUUAUGCCCAGAAGGAGGAUCUGUUACAUGAAGUCCUGGAGCUGGAGGCAGAGAAAGGCCUCAUGGGAAGUGGCGAGAGUAAGUACCAGGAUGAAGAGCUUCGGAAAAGAGCGAUAGAGGAGCUGCCGCUGCCGGAGCAGGACAAGCCCAACGUGAUACCCAACCAGACAGCUCCUCCUACAGCAGCCCCUACCCCAGAGCCGGAGGAGCAGGAGGAGCUGCCUGACCUGGCAGCACCUACAGCCAAGCGGCCGUGUCAGUGCUGCUGCCAGACCUACUCCGAGAUCCUCAGCUUCUUGGAGAAACGGUCGGAGGCGGAGCACCGUCUGCGGGAGGAGGAGAUGGCCCUGCGACGCGAGGAGCUGGAGAUCCAGCGGAGCAAGAUCGCGCUGGAGAGGGAGAGACUGGGCGCCGAGAGGAAGGAACGCGAGCGCCGCUUCGAGCUGGAGAGCCAGGAGAGGCAGGUCAUCCUGGAUCUGCUGAAAGAGAAAGUGCUCAAAGGCUAAGGGCCUCGGCCAGAUGCGGCAGCAGAGACUGUAGUGAAAUCGCAGGAGAGGAUAAAAACAUUUCUGCCUAAAAUGAAACAUAAACCAUCUGGGCCGAGCUUUGCAAAGUAGAGCAGGUUUGGUUUUAGAAUCAUACAUGGCAGCUGAUUCUUCAGUUAGAAGGGAGCGUUUAUUUGUAGAUGGCUCCUGUGAAAUGGACUUGAGGACCCAGCUGUUAUGCUUGUUUGCUGUAUCGGAGCAUUUUUGGCCCUCAUGACUGGGCACCCUGAAAUGGGUGCCUGAAAGAAAUAUAUGUAUGGAAUAAGCAGGUCGUGUCCAAGGCAAAACAUUUAUCUAGCUAGCAGUUUUUCCAUUUAACACUACAUAACUGCUCAAGGGCUAAAGCACUGGUCAAAUAAAGGUUUGUGUGGGCGAAGCAAAAGGUGAACUUAUCACCCAGUCAUUCACUAAAUAUGAGCAGAACUGCUUUGUGUCAUUUCGGCUCUCAUUCCAGCAGAUAAAUUGGCCGCAUACAAUGAAUUAUAUGUACCUUUACAGCUAUAUGUAAGAAUUUUUAUUUUUGUUUGAAUGCUACUGCUUUGCCACGAGAGGGCCCAAUGAUUUAUAGAUAUGCACAUGUAAAUAAUAAUUUGUUGCUGAUACUGUAAAAAUCAUUUGUAUAGUUAUAGAUUAUGCCUUCAGCAUAAACGUGUAUUUUAGUCAAUUUUUGAAAUGUGUUUUAUACUGGCAUUAUAUUUUGUUUGUGCUAAAUUAAAAAGCGAAUAAAAAAUU